GAGAAACAGAAGAUGAUGCUGAUGAAAACAUAGGCACAUGUGUUAGGUCUGAAGCAAGGAGAGAAAGGCAGCUCCUGCUUCUUUGCAUGAAACCUUUCUAAAACUCUUCUCUUCUCUCGCCACGAACCCUUUCCCCCAUACCCUUCACACGACCCCUUCCACUUUUUUAAUCUCUUGUCUUCUUAUUACAUCUCAUCAAAAUUCAUAUUUAAUGAUAAUAAUCCAAAACUAACAAUAUUUAAAUAUACGUUUUAACUUAUUCUCAUGUCUGUAUACUCAAUCUCAUAUAUAUAUAUAAACCACAUUAUAUAUCCCAUCUUUCAUCUCACACACAUCUCUCAAAACCAAAACACAUACAAGCAAAAAAACAAGUUAUAUAUUAUCAUGGAUGUCGUUUGUACGGAACAUCAUAUGAGGAAACCAACGGUGGAGAUUCCUCCGAGAAGGCUUCUUUUAUCUUCCAAGAGUUUUCCUUCGGAUUCUUCUUCCCCUCGUUCGCCGCGUAAACAUAACUGGAACAAAAGCAACAAGAUCACAUCUGAACAUGAAGAAGACAACUUCAACAACGAAGACAACAACAAGGAGAUUAAAGAGUACUGUUAUGACUCCGACUCUGAUGAUCCUUACGCAAGUGAUCAUUUCCGGAUGUUCGAAUUCAAGAUCCGUCGUUGCACUCGUAGCCGAAGCCACGAUUGGACUGAUUGUCCUUUUGCUCAUCCCGGUGAAAAAGCUCGCCGUCGUGAUCCUCGUCGCUUUCAAUACUCCGGUGAGGUUUGUCCCGAGUUUCGUCGUGGUGGUGAUUGUAGCCGUGGAGAUGAUUGUGAGUUUGCUCAUGGAGUCUUUGAGUGUUGGCUCCAUCCUAUUCGUUACCGUACUGAAGCUUGUAAAGAUGGUAAGCACUGUAAAAGGAAAGUCUGUUUCUUUGCUCAUUCGCCACGUCAGCUUAGGGUUCUUCCUCCGGAAAACGUUUCCGGCGGCUCAGCGUCGCCGUCUCCUGCCGCGAAGAAUCCGUGUUGUUUGUUUUGUAGCAGCUCUCCCACGAGCACUCUUUUGGGUAAUUUGUCUCAUCUUUCUCGAUCUCCGUCUCUGUCUCCACCUGUGUCUCCGGCUCAUAAAGCCGCUGCUUUUUCACGGUUGAGGAACCGCGCCGCAUCUGCCGUUUCUGCCGCUGCAGCCGCUGGUUCAGUUAACUAUAAAGACGUUUUGAGCGAGCUGGUGAAUUCGUUGGAUUCCAUGAGCUUAGCGGAAGCGCUGCAGGCGAGUUCUUCGUCACCGGUUACAACUCCGGUUUCCGCUGCAGCUGCCGCGUUUGCCUCGUCCUGCGGUUUGAGCAAUCAGCGUCUCCAUCUCCAAAACUUACAACCAAGUAGUCCUUUGCAAUUUGCUCUUUCGCCUUCCACUCCAAGCUACCUAACUAACUCACCUCAGGCGAACUUCUUUAGCGAUGAUUUCACUCCUCGCCGAAGACAGAUGAACGAUUUCACGGCGAUGGCAGCGGUUAGGGAGAAGACUAGCAUUGAGGAUGGUUCUUGUGGUGACCCUGAUCUUGGAUGGGUCAAUGAUCUCCUGACUUGAUGGAUUGACGGUGGAGAGAAGACGGGAGGGAGAUCUGACUUUGAGAAUGUAAAUUUCGGGGGAGGAGUUUUAAUCACAUUCAUGAAUCAUGGGAGAAUAAUCGGUUCGUAACGGUUUGGUCAAUGCAUGGAGAGAUUGUUGUUCAAAUUUGUUUUGAAGAUUUUUUUUUUUUUACGAAUUUCCACGGAAGCUAAUUCAGAAGUGUCUUGUGUAUUGUCGUUUAUUUUUUAGAAUUUUCUCUGUCUGAUGGGAUUUUUACCAAAUAAUAUGUUGAACUUGUAAUAUCUUGUGGACUCGGAUUGUGCAAUGUUUCACCAAUUCUAUAAAUAUUUUUCCCUUUCAUGUA
Arabidopsis lyrata subsp. lyrata is the source of this 1921-nucleotide messenger RNA. RefSeq names its product zinc finger CCCH domain-containing protein 2. Lineage: Eukaryota; Viridiplantae; Streptophyta; Magnoliopsida; Brassicales; Brassicaceae. Gene Ontology annotation, molecular function: metal ion binding. The transcript has a single exon. The record is from RefSeq and is a predicted model, not a curated record. The coding region runs from base 265 to 1575 and encodes 436 amino acids.